CCCUCACUCAGAUUCACUUCUCAGCCUGCAGCAUCACGGCUCCCCCUGACCCAGAGGCUCGCAAACAUGGGGCGCCAGAAGGAGCUUAUCAACAGCAUCAACUCCAUGCUGCGCAUCAGGAACAAGCUGCUCAGGCAGGCGCUGUCCGAAUGUCUGGGCACCCUCAUACUUGUCAUGUUCGGCUGUGGCUCGGUGGCUCAGGUCGUGCUCAGUAAAGGCUCCCACGGUCAGUUCUUGACCAUUAAUCUGGCUUUUGGAUUUGCCGUCAUGCUGGGCAUCCUGAUCUCUGGCCAGAUUUCGGGUGGCCAUCUGAAUCCAGCUGUAACUUUUGCCUUGUGUCUUUUGGCAAGAGAACCAUGGAUCAAGUUACCAGUGUACACCAUUGCACAGACUCUAGGAGCGUUCCUUGGAGCCGGCAUCGUUUAUGGCCUGUACUAUGACGCCAUCUGGUAUUUUGCAAAUGACAGUCUCUAUGUAACUGGUCCAAACGGCACAGCUGGUAUUUUUGCCACUUACCCAACCGAACAUCUCACCCUGAUGAAUGGCUUCUUUGACCAGUUUAUUGGCACUGCAGCCCUGAUCGUCUGUGUCUUGGCCAUUGUCGAUCCCUACAACAACCCCAUCCCUCGUGGACUUGAGGCCUUCACUGUUGGGUUUGUUGUCCUUGUCAUUGGAUUGUCAAUGGGCUUCAACUCUGGUUAUGCCGUCAACCCUGCUAGGGACUUUGGACCACGUCUCUUUACUGCCUUGGCUGGCUGGGGCACAGGAGUUUUCACUACUGGAGACCACUGGUGGUGGGUCCCCAUUGUCUCACCGUUACUGGGAGCUGUUGCCGGAGUUAUGGUCUACCAACUGAUGAUCGGAUGCCACGACGAACCUAUGCCAGAGUCUACUGAACAAGAAAAUGUCAAGUUGGCCAAUGUCAAACACAAAGAGAGGAUCUGAAGAAGCAGCCUCUAGAGGACUGAAAACUCAUAACAUGGCUGCAACUAGCCAAGAACAAGAUGGCGGAUGACCUCCUUGUGUCUUAAACAUUAGAUAUUUCUUGUAUAUUAUUAGCAGUUUGUCAAUUGUGCAGAAAUGUCCUUCCCCAUUGAGCAGCUACGUCUUCCCUUAUCAUGCUCUAUAGAUAAAGCAUCUAUGGACUGUGAGCUGUAUAAAAGCGUCAUAUUUAAUCCCAGCAAACAAUACUUUGUCAAUUUACAAGGGCAGCUGUAUCAUAGAAGUAACCCCUUUGGAAAGGAGGAAGGCCAAGCUUGUGUUGUACCCUCAACCGCCUCUCACUCCACACUUCUCAGAUAGGGGAAAAUGGAACCUCCAAUGGUCAGGCUGACCAUCUCUUCUACAAAGGGUGGAAAAAGAAGGGUAUGAACAAGCUCUGGACCCUAUUUUCCAGGGGGUAGAGAUUUGGUGGUAUGAACCAACUAAAGUAUUGGGGGACCCAUGGUCUAGUGUUGUCUCCAGUCUGUUCCUCCCUAUAGUACUGAUUUCAGCUCUGGUACUUACUUACAACUAAUUUAAGUUUAAGUAGGGAACAAUCAUUUGAGAAAAUAUUACAACAUUUAGGAAUAUUGACCAGACUCCCCUGCAGUAACUGCAUACAAUCAAUUCAUGUUACAUUCCUCUACGCAGACUUGCAGCACUGCUUUAUAUGCAGGACAGGUCAUUGAUGUUGCCUAGCAGCAAUCUUUCUUCCUGUUCGGGAGACUACUAUUCAGUACCCAUCAUUUAGGACGCAGACCCAAGAACAUGUAAUUGGGAACCAUUGUAUGGUGUCCUAUGGGGAACAACUAUUGAUUUUAGCAUACUUAUAUUGGUUUUCGAGGCCACAAUCACCAAUGAAAAGGUCCAGUCUAUGGCUGGCUUCAUUAAGAAUUAGUAUACAAUACAUACAACUGGAAGCCAUUGCAAUGUGAUAUCUCACUAUCCAUUCAGCAGACAAUGCUUUGGGGGGGUUUUAUACAAUGAUUUUUUUUCUAAUUAUAGGAGAGUUCAUGAGGGCUAAAAUCUCAUGUUAAUAAUGACAGCUGAAAGCUUUGUACAUAUACCUUAUUGCAGUUGCUUGUGCAUUGGAUACAUUUUAUGUACCAAUAAAUACAAUAUUGUUUUAAAAAA
This is a messenger RNA of Bufo gargarizans (Asiatic toad), 2115 nucleotides long. It is a transcript of the gene AQP3, whose product is annotated as aquaporin 3 (Gill blood group). The transcript is spliced from 6 exons. Gene Ontology annotation, biological process: glycerol transmembrane transport; water transport. The record is from RefSeq and is a predicted model, not a curated record. Gene Ontology annotation, molecular function: urea transmembrane transporter activity; glycerol channel activity; water channel activity. Bases 67 to 945 code for a protein of 292 amino acids. Gene Ontology annotation, cellular component: basolateral plasma membrane; plasma membrane. Lineage: Eukaryota; Metazoa; Chordata; Amphibia; Anura; Bufonidae.